Messenger RNA from Calidris pugnax (ruff), 3333 nucleotides. It is a transcript of the gene NFE2L2, whose product is annotated as nuclear factor, erythroid 2 like 2. Gene Ontology annotation, cellular component: nucleus. Gene Ontology annotation, molecular function: RNA polymerase II cis-regulatory region sequence-specific DNA binding; DNA-binding transcription factor activity, RNA polymerase II-specific. The record is from RefSeq and is a predicted model, not a curated record. The transcript has 5 exons. Gene Ontology annotation, biological process: regulation of transcription by RNA polymerase II; cellular response to oxidative stress. Bases 242 to 1993 code for a protein of 583 amino acids. NCBI's taxonomy places the organism in Eukaryota, Metazoa, Chordata, Aves, Charadriiformes, Scolopacidae.
GGGGGAGGCCGGGCCGGUGGCGGAGAGGUCAGUCGGGGCCUCCAGGAGCCGCCUUGGCGGCAGCUGCCCGCGCUGGGGGCAGGAGGUCGGAGGAGCCGGGGAGGGUGAGAGGGCCGAAGCCGGCCCCUGAGGGAGUGGCUGGAGAGGUGCCCGCCGCCGCCGGAGGGGCUGCCCGCGCCGGGCGCAGCCUCGCGUCGUUGCCCCCGGCGUGCCCGUGGGCCUCUCGCUCCUUGCUCGGGACAUGAACUUGAUUGACAUCCUUUGGAGGCAAGAUAUAGACCUUGGGGCAAGGCGUGAAGUUUUUGAUUUUAGUCAACGGCAGAAGGAGUAUGAACUCGAGAAACAGAAGAAACUUGAAAAGGAAAGACAAGAGCAGCUCCAAAAAGAGCAGGAGAAAGCCUUGCUGGCUCAGCUGGAGUUAGACGAAGAGACAGGUGAAUUUGUUCCUGUUCAGCCAGCUCAGCGCGUUGAGGCAGAAAAUACCGAGCCACCGAUCGAUUUUUCACAGACCACACAGACUUCAAAACCAGAAGCAGAGGCCUUGUCCUUUGAUGACUGCAUGCAGCUCUUGGCAGAAGCAUUCCCAUUUAUAGAUGACAAUGAGGCUUCUUCAGCUGCAUUUCAGUCACUGGUUCCUGCUCAGAUUGAUAGCAACCCAGUCUUCAUUUCCUCUGAUCAAACUCAGCCACCUGAAUCACCUCUUCUAGUUCCACUUACUGAUGCGGAGAAUAUGCAGAACAUAGAGCAAGUUUGGGAAGAAUUAUUGUCCCUUCCGGAGCUACAGUGUCUAAACAUUGAAAAUGAUAACCUGGCCGAGGUAAGCACAAUCACAAGCCCUGAAAGCAAGCCAGCAGAGCUGCACAACGGCUAUAAUUACUACAGCUCAUUACCCAUCAUGAGAAAAGAUGUUAACUGCGGUCCAGAUUUCCUGGAUAGUAUCGAGGGCCCCUUUUCCAGCAUUUUGCCACCAGAAGACACCAGCCAGCUGAGUGUGAACUCUUUAAAUGACACGUCCCCUGCAAACUCUGAUUUCUGUGAGGAUUUCUACACCGCAUUUAUCGAUACGAAGGCGAAUGGUGACGCAGCAACGACAAACACUAUCAGUCAAUCACUCGCGGAGAUUCUAAGUGAACCUAUUGAUCUUUCUGAUUUCUCACUGUGUAAAGCUUUUAAUGGCAGCCACUCAGGAACCCUACCAGAAUGUAAUGAUUCCGACUCUGGUAUUUCACUGAACGCAAAUUCUAGCGUGGCGUCGCCGGAGCACUCUGUAGAAUCGUCUGCCUAUGGAGAUAAGACUUUUGGUUGCAGCGAUUCCGAAAUGGAGGACGUGGAUAGUGCCCCUGGCAGCGUGCCGCAGAGCAACGCCAGCAUGUUCUCACUGCAAUUCCAGGAUCGAGUGUUCUCUUCCCUGGGGCCAAGCACUCAAACGCCCAGUUUGCAGUGUAUAAACACACCAAAGAAAGAACCCCCUCCCAGUCCAGGCCACCCCAAAGCUCCGUUCACGAAAGAUAAACCUUCAGGCCGCCUUGAAGCUCAUCUCACGAGAGAUGAGCAAAGAGCAAAAGCUCUGCAGAUCCCUUUUCCUGUCGAAAAAAUCAUUAAUCUCCCCGUUGACGACUUCAACGAAAUGAUGUCUAAGGAGCAGUUCAAUGAAGCCCAGCUCGCACUGAUUCGAGAUAUACGCAGGAGAGGCAAGAACAAAGUGGCUGCUCAAAACUGCCGGAAAAGAAAACUGGAAAAUAUAGUGGAACUGGAGCAAGACUUGAGUCACCUAAAAGACGAGAAAGAGAAAUUGCUGAAGGAAAAAGGAGAGCACGACAAAAGCCUUCGUCAAAUGAAAAAGCAGCUAACCACCUUAUACCUGGAGGUCUUCAGCAUGCUACGUGACGAAGAUGGAAAGUCUUACUCUCCCAGUGAAUAUUCACUGCAGCAAACUAGGGAUGGCAACGUCUUCCUUGUUCCUAAAAGCAGGAAGUCAGAGACUAAACUCUGAAGGGCAGCACAGCUGGCUACUGUUCUCCGAGUUAGUAUUUUUGUAUCAUUAUCCUGAUAGUUUUCACUGUGAGGUGGAAUGCAGAAUUAGGUAAUAUUUUUUCAAGUAAUUCUAUGCAAUGAUAAUUUCAAAGUUGAUAAUUAGUUUAUGGAAGAUGCAAGUUUAAAACUAAUAGUGGAGUGCAGACGGAUGUAUGCAAAAUUUGUAAUCUUACUUUUAUAACAGACUCUUUCUUCUUAUAGCACCACUUUGACUAGUUUCCGUAUACAUGUAAAUAUUUAAAGAUACCAUAUUUAUAUACUGUUCCUAUCUCUUGUUAUAUUCAUAGAUUUAUUUGAUAUAUAUAUAAAAAAUGAUUUUAGCCUUCUAAAUAUAAUUUCUUGCAAGACAGUACGGCUUCUGGUACUUUUUUUAUAAAUAUGCAAUAAUGUUUGUUUCUCAUUUUUCUUACACAUUUAUACUUGCUUUAUAUUUAAUAUAUGAUUUUAAUUUAGUAUAAAAGAUGUUUGAUUUUGAUUUAUCAGUUCAUUAAAGUUGGUUUUUUUUUUUAACUCUAUAUGUAUUUAUUUCCCUAUAGAAGGGAAAUCCUGACUAGUUUUCCAAGGCUAAGUCUUCAUGUAACAAACGCACUUAAUAACCAGAGCUGUAUCCCCAGCAUUGUCAGCGCUGCUCAGGCUUCCUGCAGCAUAAUGUUAACUGCUCCUUGGAAGGAUUGUGUGACAAAGUAAGUUUCAAGUCUCUGCUAAGUUUACAUAAGUUUUGUUUUGCUCUUUGAACACUACUUAAAUUCAUGAUGAGAGCUUUCCUCCAAAAGCCUUUAAAAUCUGUUCAGGCAGACAUUGUUGGCAUUAUGUGUUUUUCCAACUAAAAAUCGUUCUAGAAACACACUGUAUCUCUGACUUCGAUCAGGAAGCAGCGUUUGUGGCUGUGAUUACUUUGGAGCUAAUUGGAAAAGACACACACGUACUGCCAAGCAGCUGCACUAUUUGGAACCUGGGCUUGAUUAUCUGAAGAACGUGUGGUGUUUAAAUUAUGAUUUAUAAGAGAAUAAAAAUUGGGCUAAUUAAUAGCAAUGUUUUGUUUACUCUUCUCAAAGGGACUCUGUACUUGAUCAUUAUGGAGUUUUUGAAUACAGAAAAUGCAUAAUUUUUAAUUUGAAAUACACAUUGAUCUGAACAAUAAAAACUGCAUCAUCUUCCUAUGAAACUUCUAAAGGCAUGUUUAAUCUCAAAAUGUUUUUUAUGCCACUGGUGCUCGAUAUCAUUUUAGGAAUAUUUUGUCUAUUACAACAUUAUGCAUAAUUUCAUUUAGUAUAAUAAACACCAAGUUGUUUUGCAAGA